AAACGUCGUCGUUUCCCAAGUACAUCAGCGCCCAGCGACUCGAUCCCAGCCUCUACUUCUUCGACUAUUAAUAAACUUGUCAGUUGUCACACAACCAAACAAAGUACGCUAUCCCAAGCGCAAUCCACCGCAUCGACCCCAAACUCCGAUGAGUCUGACGCUACUUCCUUCGCACUCCUCGAAUGUCCACGAGUUACAUCCUACGUUCAGUUGGCGCAUAUCACCAACCCCGAGAUCCCGUCAUGUGCCUUGGACUCCGACAUUUCUUACCAAUGCUCUAACCAAUACCACGUAUCCUCUUCCUACAACUCCAACACAAUCGGAUUCCUCUCCAUCAUUAUCCACCCCCUCCAAACUCUAUGAAUCACCUUUCCACUACCCUCCCCCAAACCCACGUCGAUACCCCCUUUUAUCCGCCGAUCCCACCCGAGACUAGAUCGCCCGAUGAGAACAAUUAUCUAACUGACGAACAAUCAGCCGUUGCAUCCGAUGCCGCCGAAGACCAACAUGACACACAACACUCCAACCCCUCCGGACCCCAGCCGCGAAUAGGGGCCUAUGAACGGCCCGCAGCACAGGCAACCACCUGUCACCCUACAUCCCCUACCCUGGCCACUCAGGAUAGUGGGUUAGCUGGCUCUGUUUACCCAACCGCCUCUAACGGACUGGCCUCUGCCAAGUCUCCAACCAGCCAGCGGAACCACAGCGAUGUACCACCAUUACAUAUGCAUGCACCAACCACACCUAGACAGCUUACCUCUCCACUGACGGCUGACAUUUCGACCCCGUUGUAUUCGUCCCGGCAUCCUUCGUAUGCCGACUCUAACAGGAAUAUCAGUCCGUCCGAGCUCACAAUCCAGGCCCCAUCAGCACCGCGGGGGAACCUGCCUUUUCACACUCCGCCUGUGAGCAAUACUGCCAUGCCACCAGGCCCUCUGAAUCAUUUAUCUUCCCCGCCUGUAGACCUCAGAACCUUUUGCUGCACCAUGUGUCCACGAGUAUUUCGGACUUCUAGUGGAUUACACCGGCACCGAACAGCGCAUCUUCGGAACCCGACGGGCUUCCUAGCUUCCACGGCGGUAGCAAAUAUGUCCAAUUUUAAAUGCCAAACUUGUCGGCGGAUCUUAUUGACGAAAAACGGACUAUCGCAACAUCGCCGGCAUCGGCAUCCUGUCAGCUAUAAUGCCGAUUGCCUCGCCCGCCUCCCCGAACACGGGUACCGUUGGAAUCCCAGGGAAGACCGCGUGCUUCUCUUCCAUGCCUCCCGCCUAGUGCAGAGUUCCACCUCACGCGACGCCCUAAUGGCACGCUUAAGUCGAAUCUUUACCUAUCGUACAACUCAGAGUGUCCGCAAACGACUGCAGUACCUGGGAUGGAACUAUGCGGAUCACCGCACGAGUUCAAGACCCUCAACCUCCACAUCCCUUCUUCCACGAACCAUCCUAACACCGGCUUCCGAACGCUACACCCCGCGACUCACCCCGUCCCCCACUCUAUCUCCAUCUUGCGGGGGAUCUCCAACAACGACCUUGACGACCCAAACAACCGUCUCUUCACCCACUCCGUCGGAUAUAGCGGUCGACCUCGACCACUCUCCUAUCCAAACACAGCCGUCCAGAGAUUCGAGUAACCGAAUUGACAGCACCCACCACAUUUCGACACAAACUGCAUUCGCAAUGACGCCUAAGACCUUGCCAACACGACUAGAGACAGGCC
Dicrocoelium dendriticum is the source of this 1716-nucleotide messenger RNA. NCBI's taxonomy places the organism in Eukaryota, Metazoa, Platyhelminthes, Trematoda, Plagiorchiida, Dicrocoeliidae. The record is from the annotation of a GenBank genome assembly.